AUGUCGCGUCCGUUGAAGCAAAGAGAAAUCGCCUGCGCUCGCUGUUUUCGUUUGAAACGGAAAUGCGACCACGCCAAACCUACCUGUGGUGAAUGUCGCCGCAAAGGCGCGGAAUGUUUACCGGCCCGGUCUCGGCGGUGCGGGGAGAGCAUCACAGUUCCAUUGACCUACUUGAAGGAACUGGAGAGGACAGUGGCCGAACUGGAGGGCCAUUCUCAAAAGACCGACGCACCGGUUGAAUCGCGAGAUGUCGGUGUCCAGACAGACCCAGUGACCGUGGAUACACCAACCACUCCGUGCCUGCCAUGGGAAUGCCGAGAUAAGCCACUGAAUUGGAAACCGGACUUGAUGUCGGAUGACAGUACACUGGUAUUGUUUGCUACACAGUCUCCAGACCGAAUACUCAGACCUCCUUCCCAGAUUUCAUUUACAGACACAUUCUCCUUGAACGAGGAAACUCUGGAUUUCAUCCGCCUCGAUAAGAGCCCAAUCUAUCCAUUGAUCGGUGACGACUCCCCGUGGCUGACCGAGCUAUAUACAAGUAUUUAUUUUUCAAUAUCUCAUCGCGAGUGGCCCUUUUUGAACGAGACCACCUGGAAAUCAUGGCAGAAAGAUGACCUUUCAGGCGGACGAGAAGAAUGGCAGACUUUCUUUCUGCGCAUGGUCUAUGCCAUUGGCGCAUCAUUGUGUAGCAUCAUGCGGCGAGACCCUGCGCAUUCUGUUCGGUCUCAAGAGCUCUAUGCAUCUGCCAUGAAUUACUACCCACACGUUGUGGGACAUCCGUCGAUGGUCCUGCAGGUUCAAGCCUCCCUACUGCUGAUUGUCUACGCGCUACAUUCUCCAUCCUCGAAUGAGAUUGCCACCAGUGUGGCUUCCAUCGUGCCAUUCUGUACAGCAGCAAUGACGGAGAUUCGGAAAUACGCACGAGCCAAUCCCGAUGGAGAGGUGACUGCCGCCUCGGGGGAGGUUUUGACGGAGAACAUGUUCAUUGCGUGCUAUAUGCUGAACGUGAUAAUUGCGUCUGGAUGGGAUAGGCCGGUUUCCGAUGCAUACAAAGCAGUAGAGGAUGAUAUGUGUACUCUGGGGGAUAUCAUUCAACCCCCUGUCAAUACAAAUCCCGCACUCAGCCAUCUUUUCCGCCUGCGAAAGAUUCAAGCGAAUAUCAGAAGAUCGCUGGAAAGGUCUCGGUGGCAACUGGGUGAACGAAAAGAUGCCUUCAGCUCUUCUCUCAAGUUAGCUCUAGAUGUAUGGAGACAAGAUAUUCCUCGAUAUGGAAUGGUAGAUGUGUCAUGCGGCUAUUACCAUCCUAAAUGGAUGGCAAAAUUGUACGACUACAGCAUCCUGAUCUUGAUGGAAGACAAGCAUAAUUUCCUUGAUCAUGAAGGAACAGAAGAGAUUUUUGCCGCCGUAGUGGAGGUGUGUAUGAAGUAUCGUCGUUUGCAGGAGGAAGGUCAUGUCUUGUGUUUUACGUGGUCAGCUCUCGUUUAUCAAUUCCGGGCCGGCAUCAUGCUCCUCUAUCUGAUCUGGGCAACAAGGUCAACAGCAGACAGUCCAUGUCUGCACCAAAGCCAAACCUAUAAUUCCCCCGAGGCAAUUGAAGCCUGCACAAAAAGCCUAGCUUGUUUUACCGACCAAUGGAGUGACGCCCUUCCAUAUCUGAAGGUGUUUGAAUUCUUACAGCAGAUAAUUUUGUGGGAUUCAGACACAGCUGCCCCAGGGACAGACGUCGUGGACCUGGAGGAGGCAGAGGUUCAUCUCGAGCGACUUAAGGGAACUUAUCUCCACAGGGCCAUUCUGGGCAUGAUUGAGGAUAUGAUGUACGGGGGAGCUAUACGAUAUGAGACGCUAACGGAUGACCUUAUGACGGGAAUACCAUGA
This is a messenger RNA of Penicillium longicatenatum, 1878 nucleotides long. RefSeq lists its product as uncharacterized. The record is from RefSeq and is a predicted model, not a curated record. NCBI's taxonomy places the organism in Eukaryota, Fungi, Ascomycota, Eurotiomycetes, Eurotiales, Aspergillaceae. Gene Ontology annotation, molecular function: zinc ion binding; DNA-binding transcription factor activity, RNA polymerase II-specific; sequence-specific DNA binding. The coding region runs from base 1 to 1878 and encodes 625 amino acids. Gene Ontology annotation, biological process: positive regulation of transcription by RNA polymerase II. The transcript has 3 exons.